GCCCUUUCUACAGAUCUGAGUUACAAAGUGCAAGAUCAUUCAACUAGGGCUAACCAUUCAAAAAGGAAAUGUAUCUUCAACUUCUAACAGGGCUCCUGUUACUGGAGGUUGGAUUUGUAGCUUCAAAUUGUAACAAGGGGUCUCAUACAGGUUCCUUUGGAACAGUGUCUUCACCAUCAUAUUCAACAAGUUCAACUUACGCUAACAACCUGUACUGUACUUAUGAUAUCCGAGUUGGAAGUGGUUCUGGAAUCAAACUGUCAUGGUUGUCAUUUGACAUUGAGGGGGAAAUGCCAAACUGUAAUGAUGAUUAUGUGGAGAUUUUUAUUGGAUGCAGAAGAAGUUCCAUUGGCAGGUACUGCUCUGGAAAUGGAUACAAGCCAUUUGAUGUUUAUUCAAGUGACAACUGCCUGCGCUUAAGGUUCAAGUCCAAUAGCUCUGGUGCUGGCAAAGGAUUUCAAGCAAGUUACAAAUCAGUUUCUCUUGGAAGUUCAAGUGGUGUAGGAGGGUCAACAUGUUUUUCGACAAAGACUCUUUCUUCAACCUCUGGAGUUAUAAGCUCUCCAAAUUGGCCUAGAGAUUAUCCCUCUCUUAAAGACUGCUACUGGAAGAUUGAGGUUGGAAGGAACAGAGGCAUUAAAAUUGCUUUUAUGGACUUCGAAUUAAAAUAUGAUUUUGGAUGUGAUGAUGACAAGGUCAAAGUAAAAGGAGGAGAUGACAGUGAUUCAUACGAUCAAUCCAAAACCAUCAGAGACUCUGCGUGUGGUGAAAAGUUACCCUUUGACUUUACUUCAUCAAAAGAGAGAAUUUGGAUUAGGUUUAAAUCUGACAGUUUUAAAAGUGGGCGGGGGUUUGUUGCUGGCUACGUAAUGUAUAAAUCAAGUGAUGACAGCAGCUCCCUUGGUGGUGUUGUGGUUGGCAUCCUGGUUCCACUGGUUUUUGUGUUUUUUUGUGCUGGUUGUAUUUACUAUAGAUGUGUACGUCAAAGGAGACUGGCAAGGGCACAACAACACACAGCUGUGGCUUAUGUUGCCGCCCCACCACAGCAAGUGACCAUAAAUCACCCUCCCCCAGCACCUCAGCCAGGCUAUGGACCCCCGCCUCCUCAAACAGGACACUAUCCUCCUCCACAGCCUGGCUAUGCACCUCCACCACAGCCAGGUUAUGCACCACCACCCUACAGUCAAGUGAUGGGGGCAUCCUACCUACAACAAGACAAAUCUGGAUCUUAUCCUGUUGCACCACCUGGAGGAGCACCACCCUUUUCCUCGGGACAACCGUAUCCUCCUGGUCCUACUGCACCAUACCCGCCUGGACAACCAGCUGGAGCACCACCGUACCCCAUCGCACAACCAGAUGGAGUGCCUCCUUUCCCAGCAUUUCAGCCAGCACCUGGAGGUGUGGCACCUUACCCAUCAGCACCUCCUCCUGCAGGAACGCCACCUUAUCCUCAACAGUAAUUGCCUGUCAAUUACACGAAUCCUUCUCAUUUUAAAAGGGAAUCUAACAUUUUGGGUCAGAGAACGUUGGAUUGGCCAACAAAUAUCUCUUACUCUUUUAAAAGACUGAAAUGACCUGGUCGUUCUUAAAUUGCAAUGUUGGUGAAACUAGUCUACCAGUGCAGCCAAUUCAGAUGACUUCCAAGGACAAUUUUUAGCUAAAGGAAAGAUCACAAUAGUCAGUGAUUAUUUAUUAUAGAAUUUCGUUAACUUUAUUAAUCUGUUGAUCUUGGAUUUAUAAGAGACGGUGGCUGUAACGAUAUUGGUUAAGGCCAUGAUAGAGAAUGAGAUGAUGACCAAAAAUCCUGAUUGAGGUAUCAAUAAUUAUCAGAUAUUGAUAUAACAAUUUAGAACUAAACCUGAAAAGGUAUUGUUUAACACAGUUAAGUAUAGUGAGCGCUCUCCUUAAGCGGGUAUUACGGCAUUGGUAACAAGGAUUCUUAUUCAGCUGAAUGUCAAAGGGUGGAUCUCUUGAUGUUCUUGUUAUUUUUGUCUUCUAAGACCAUAAGGGAGUUGCGUCACAGUUUGUGGAUCUUCUGAAAUUUAUUUUAAAUUUUAGAACUUUCUCAAUUGCAGUCCAUGUUAAUCCUCCUUGUUUCUCUGCGGUUUGUCUUUCUCAUGAAUUUAAAUUUUUUAGUAUCCACUCAAUUUAAAUGGAAUUUUGGACACGAAAAAAUACGAAUCAAAAUUUUCCAAUCUUAAUCAUUAAUAUUGUCAUUCACCAUAUGAAUACAAAGAUGUGAAUCCCUGUCAAGUUUUUUUUCUUUUUUUUUCAUGAGAACUCUUUCGUAUUUGUUUGUACCAAGUUCAAUAACAGUAAAAACCACUGACGCCUCUUAUGAGAAAGUGUCAAACAACCUGCAGUAGUACUAUUUACAAUGGCAACGUUAACAAGUAGGCGGCGUUUUCCGAAAAUCAUUCCUUAUCGUAUGGCUUUGUUAAGCUAUAUUUAUUAUUCUAUUUAAGUACUGUAUAUAAGGAGUGUGUAACACUCGAAUAUAAUGGCUCAGUGCUUAAUAUUACAGAGAAAUUUCUGGAGUUCUUUUUCGCAUUUCAGGAGAAAGCGUGUCACAUUGAGUGCUGAAUAAAGUUAAUCGUAUUAAGAUAUUUA
Messenger RNA from Stylophora pistillata, 2610 nucleotides. Its product is annotated as bone morphogenetic protein 1. Lineage: Eukaryota; Metazoa; Cnidaria; Anthozoa; Scleractinia; Pocilloporidae. The record is from RefSeq and is a predicted model, not a curated record.